AUGACACGAGUGCCCUUUGGGGCUGCCUCCAGCCCGUUCCUCCUCGCGGCCACCUUGCAGCACCAUUUCAGAUCUGUCAGCCAUCGUUACCCAGCCACUGCUGCACGACUUUCCACCAGCUUUUACGUGGAUGACUUGGUAGUCGGGUGCAGGGAUGUCGCAGAAGCCCAGACGUUCUACAAGGAGACCAGAGCCAUCUUGCAAGAGGCGGGGAUGGACAUUCGGAAAUGGGCGUCAAACUCCCCUGUCCUUCAAGAGAAAUAUCUGAAUGAUGGAAUCGCACACGACAACGUCUCUGAACUGGGGUCUGUUCUUCGUAUACUCGGUGUGCCGUGCGACAGAGAAUUCGACGAGAUCUGGGUCCCCGCGCGGUCCGUCCAGGCCUUCGCUAAAGACGCCCCUUCCACUAAACGGGGGGUACUGCAGGUUUUUUCUCGACUGUAUGACCCUUGGGGUUUCCUCUUUCCAUUCGCCAUUACAGCGCGCCUACUGUUCCAGACUUUAUGGAAGGAAAAAUGGCCUUGGGACUCCCCUCUAGAGCCACCACUGCUGGACGCGUGGCACGCAUGGGUGAACGAUCUGGCAACUCUCUCGGAGGUACGGCAGUCAAGAUGGGUACUCGGAUCCCAGCACAGCUUGCUCGAUCUUCAAGUAUUUGCAGACGCAAGCCCACGGGCGUACGGUGUCGUAGUGUACGUUCGCAGUCGAACAAGCGACGGCCGCAUCAAGGUUUCCUUGCUCAUCGCCAAGGGUCGCGUUGCUCCACUGAAGCCUCUAACAUUACCGCGACUAGAGCUUCUCGGGUGCCUACUCGCUGCGCGCAUUUUCUGUCGCAUCAUCAGUUCCCUGCCCAUCGCAGCACUCCAGGCCACCUUCUGGACGGACUCUACAAUAGCUUUGCACUGGGUCAAGAAUGACACUGACAAGUGGCCGCCGUUUGUAGCAGCCCACACAACCGAGAUACGACGGCUGACAAACCCGCAACAAUGGUCCCAUUGCGAAGGCAAACACAAUCCCGCGGAUCUGCUAACCAGAGGCGUAUCCGCGAAGGCUCUGCUCGACAGCCAGCUGUGGUGGUCAGGUCCGCGGUUGCUAUCGCAAGAGUUCGACUCAGCGGCUGCUCCCGUGGUUGAUGCAGAGGUCUUUCCGACGGAAGAAGUUUGCUGUGUGGCAGUCGCGACAAGAUUGGACCUCCCGCUGCGGUUGGCCGAUUACAGUUCACUGAAGCAUAUUCUAAGGCGUACGGCUCACGUGCUCAGGUACAUCCACAAUCUGCGCUACCCGCAGUCAAGGACGACAGGUCCACCUUCUGCAGAUGAAUUGACGUCAGCCGAACUCGUCUGGGUACGCAACACGCAAUCACAAGCGUUUCCUGAGGAGGUGGCAGCACUUCAAAGAUCCGCGCCAGUAUCGCGCACCUCUACCCUACUGACCUUGCAGCCCUUCCUCGAUGAGACUGCCGUGCUUCGCGUAGGAGGCCGGCUCCAGCAAAUGGACGACUCCAUCGAUAUUCGUCACCCGAUUCUCCUCCCGUCGAAGCACCGAUACAGUGUUCUGAUAAUCCUGGACACGCACGAACGUUUCCAUCAUGCGGGAGUUCAAGACACCCUCAGCGAAUUACGUCAAAUGUACUGGAUCCUCAAGGGUCGUCAAACAGUUCGCCGCACGCUGCACACUUGUCUUCCAUGCAAGUACAGACGGCUGUCACCCGAAACCGCACCAGUGGCCCCGCUGCCUAGAGAAAGAAUCACGCAGACUCAUCCGUUUGAUGUUGUGGGAAUUGAUUUCGCCAGCCUUUCUACGUCUCGCAUGCCGCACUUCGCGAACAAAAGGCCUACAUUGUUGUCUUCACAUGUGGUGUCACACGCGCCGUUCACCUUGAACUUGUACAUCAGAUGUCCACCGAGCGGUUUUUAA
Ornithodoros turicata is the source of this 1917-nucleotide messenger RNA. RefSeq lists its product as uncharacterized. Bases 1 to 1917 code for a protein of 638 amino acids. The record is from RefSeq and is a predicted model, not a curated record. The transcript has a single exon. Lineage: Eukaryota; Metazoa; Arthropoda; Arachnida; Ixodida; Argasidae.